Molecule: messenger RNA, 3197 nt
Organism: Monodelphis domestica (gray short-tailed opossum)
Lineage: Eukaryota; Metazoa; Chordata; Mammalia; Didelphimorphia; Didelphidae
Gene: CPSF4
Product: cleavage and polyadenylation specific factor 4
Cellular component (GO): mRNA cleavage and polyadenylation specificity factor complex
Molecular function (GO): zinc ion binding; RNA binding
Source: RefSeq, a predicted model, not a curated record
GGAGGUCACGCUCCCGGCAUCCCGCGGGGGCGGGACGGGCUGAGGGGAGAAGAGCGGCAGGGAGGGGGGCGGGGUGGCGCGCCGGCCUCGGGCCGAGGACUAGUCCCAGGGAAAAGAGAGCGCGGACUUGGCGGGGUUGGGCAGGGGUCCCAGGCUGUAGCAGAGGAAGAGGAGGUGGAGGAAGAAGAAGAAAACGAAAUAGAAGAAGAUCCGGGUCCCAGGAGGGCCCGCACCGGCCGCCACGAUGCAGGAGCUCAUCGCGAGCGUGGAUCACAUCAAGUUCGACCUGGAGAUCGCGGUGGAGCAGCAGCUGGGGGCGCAGCCGCUUCCUUUCCCGGGCAUGGACAAGUCAGGGGCUGCUGUCUGUGAAUUUUUUUUGAAAGCUGCCUGUGGAAAAGGGGGGAUGUGCCCAUUCCGUCACAUUAGCGGGGAGAAGACUGUUGUGUGUAAACACUGGCUUCGAGGACUAUGCAAGAAGGGAGACCAGUGCGAAUUCCUGCAUGAGUAUGAUAUGACCAAGAUGCCUGAGUGUUACUUCUACUCCAAAUUCGGGGAGUGCAGUAACAAAGAAUGUCCUUUUCUCCACAUCGACCCGGAAUCCAAGAUCAAAGAUUGUCCUUGGUAUGACCGAGGCUUCUGCAAGCAUGGUCCCCUCUGCAGGCACAGGCAUACCAGGAGAGUCAUUUGUGUGAAUUACCUUGUCGGAUUCUGUCCAGAAGGGCCUUCCUGUAAAUUCAUGCACCCUCGAUUUGAAUUACCCAUGGGAACCACAGAACAACCACCCCUGCCUCAACAGACACAGCCUCAGGCAAAGCAAAAUAACAAUCCACCAUUACAAAGGUCGUCCUCCUUGAUCCAGUUAACGAGUCAGAACUCUUCUCCCAAUCAGCAGAGAACCCCGCAGGUCAUUGGGGUCAUGCAGUCUCAAAACAACAACGUGGGGAACAGGGGACCCCGGCCGUUGGAGCAGGUCACUUGUUACAAGUGUGGCGAAAAAGGACAUUAUGCCAACAGAUGCACCAAAGGACACUUGGCUUUUCUUAGUGGACAGUGAUGUGUGCGCCAAAGACAGUUCAAAGAGCAGUCACCUGAGGAGCCAUUUUCCUCUCCUGUAGCUAUUGAGCCUGGGGAGAACUCAUCUCACUCUACCAUCCUUUGGAUCCUUGACUUAAUUGUUUAAUGCCAAUGUUGACAAAACUAAGGUUAAGAGACUCGAUGAAGGGUUUUUCUUUUCUAAAAAAUUUUUUUGAGGGUUAGGGGUUGCUAGUUUCCCUAUCAUUUUGUUUUCUUUUAAAAAAGAAAUAUGCUACUUUGUGCCUCUGGGGGUGAUGCCCUCAGUUGGUAUCACAUGCCUGUCAUUGACCCUAACAAACCCAUUUGUUAAAGGGUUCGUUGUUAGUGAUGUAUUUAAAAGACAAGUGGCCUUCUGUGGUCUCUGACCUGAGUAAGUGACCUGAGUGACCUGAGUAAGAAGCUAGGGUCUCUUUUGUCACUCAAAACCUGGCUUUCUGCUGAAUUCAGAAAGAAUGCCUUGGAUACGGUAGUCAGCCCUCAUAGAAAACUUGAUUUUUGCCUCGUGCUGGUCCGAGCAGCAAGAAGUAAACAGCAGUUCAGAGGAAAGAUACAAAGUCUUGAGUUAGAAGUGCUCAUUUAGAGUAUAUUUCUGCUUGGGGUGUCAGUUUAAUUUGACAACACUCUGAGUACAACUUCAAAGGACACUAAAGUCAGCCACAGGUUAUCUGUUUUAAUUGAUGACCCUGGUUGACAAGAAAAUGCUGUAUCUCACCUGUACAUAUGCUAUACUUAGUUGUUGGAUUAUGCCCCCUUAUUGCUUAGGUGCUGUUGGAAUGUGAAAGAAACCACCAUGUAAUUGAAUAUGCUGUUGAAACUCUGUGAAACUGUCAUGCAAUUUUCAGGGAAAAUGGGCCUAUGUAAGUUUAAAUGCAACCAAUUUUUAUGAUUUUGAUUAAAGCAUUUUUUUAAAAAAUUGUUUUCUAAGAUCUGGUUUACAAUAGAUAUCUUUGUAGGUGCGGAAGACAAAUUAUUUUUUCACAGAAACUGCAUCAGUAUCAGUCUUAUGGGUCAAAAGUAUAGUAAGAAUGUACUAACAUUGUAAGCUAUUUAAGUCAUUUGCUAUAUUCAGAUAGUUGUCUUCAUCUUAGCUACCUUUUCAAAAAGCCACCUGCAGAUUACACUUUUACAAAUUCACAUUUGGCUCCACAGUACUGACUGCUCAAAGAUUGAAUCCAUUUCUUUUAUCUACUCCUCCUUCCUGCAUUGCCCUUCAAGUUUCUUUGCUGGUGCUUUUUUCAAAACUUACUAUUAUUUCAGAUUUGUACUUAGCGAUCUCUUAGUUUUAGUCUUUGAGAGCAGCUUAAAAAUUUUAACAAAUACAUCUUCGAUCUGUGCCAACCAUUGAAUCGGCUUGCUAUCAGUAGGCCAAGGGGUACACUAGGGGAAAAAACAGAAUUCUAGGAAUUCGAGGGUAUUUGCUCAAUUUCUUUGCCUCUCUGGGAAGUGCUAAAAUAACAGAAUCAAUAAGCAUUAAAAGCCUGCUAGGUGCAGGGAAUAUGAAGACUGAAAUGAGACAGUUCCAAUCAGGGAAGAGGUGUCCAUAAAUAAGCUUAUGUGAAAAUAAAUACAAGGUACAUUUUUGGAGUGAAGUUACUAGUAGCUGUGAUAGGAUUAAAAAGUUUAUAAAGUAUCCAUUAGGCAGUAAAACUAAACCAAAAAAACCCCAAAGGAAUUCUAAGAGGUAGAAGGUAAGGUUAGGGUAAAUUCUAGGAUGGGGAAUAGCUAAUGCAAGGUGGAGAGACAAGAGAUGGACUAUGACAAGAAAUGAGGCCAGUUUGGCUGGGCCUUCGAGUGUAUGAUAAAGAAAAAGAGAAAUAUAAUAAAUUUGAAAAGGCAGGUUGGAGUCAAGGAAGGCUCCUGAAGUUCAACAGAGAAGUUUGUUUCUACUUCGGGCCCAGAGGUUAUAGAGAACCACUGGUUCCUGAGAGGGGAAAUGACACGGUCAGAGCACACGAGUAGUCAUUUUGGCAGCUAUCACGACCCUAACAUUUCUUCUCUGAUACUGUAUCAAGUUACCUACCACAAAUUGUAGGUUAAAUUGUUGUUUUUGUGAGCAUGGUGACAUGUUCCCUUCUUGGUUCUUGAUAACUAGUGUUUCAACUUAAUAACUAAUAUGAUACCUU